Molecule: messenger RNA, 914 nt
Organism: Aethina tumida (small hive beetle)
Lineage: Eukaryota; Metazoa; Arthropoda; Insecta; Coleoptera; Nitidulidae
Product: trypsin-1-like
Exons: 3
Coding region: 92-868 (258 amino acids)
Biological process (GO): proteolysis
Molecular function (GO): serine-type endopeptidase activity
Source: RefSeq, a predicted model, not a curated record
AGAUUUAAUAUAUGUGUACUUGAAAUUAAGCACAUACAGAUAAACCUUAAACUAUAAAAACCGUAAAUUUGAUCAAAAUCCAUCAUUCAUCAUGUUGAAAUUAGUGAUUACUCUUGCCUCUAUCGCAGUCAUCGUUUUGGCUGCGCCAAAAUUUAAGCAAACCAAGAGACCUCUGCCUAGUCCGAAAAUCGUCGGUGGCAAAGACGCUAACAUCACUGAUUAUCCCUACCAGGUUUCACUGUUGUGGGAUGAAUCCCACAUUUGUGGUGGAUCUAUCAUUUCCGAAAAAUGGGUUGUGACUGCUGCCCAUUGCACCGAUGGAACUGAAGCUGACGAAUUGAAAGUAAGAGUCGGAUCCUCAAUUGUCGACGAAGGGGGCGUAGUAAUUGAUGUCGCAGCGAUCCAUCAGAACCCGGCGUUCGACUAUUGGGCCCUCAACAACGACAUUUCCAUCCUGGAAUUGGCUUCAGAAAUCACUUUUGGCGACAACGCACAGCCAAUCGCUUUGGUUGACGCAAACGUUGUGGUUGCAGCUGGCACGGAAGCCGUCGUCACCGGAUGGGGUCUACUUAACGAAUACGAUUGGGAUCUCUCUCCUCAACUCCAAGUCGUCAGUGUACCAAUUGUCAGUAAUGUAGACUGCAAUGUGGCUUAUGACGGCGAAGUUACCGACAAAAUGAUCUGCGCUGGUGUUCAAGAGGGUGGCAAAGACGCUUGUCAAGGAGAUUCUGGCGGACCACUCGUUGCCGAUGGUAAAUUGGUGGGCAUUGUGUCUUGGGGAUACGGUUGUGCACAUGCCAAUUAUCCUGGUGUCUACUCCAACGUCUCCGCUUUAAGAGAUUAUGUCACUGAAAUUACUGGUCUGUAGGUUUAUGAUAUUGUACAUAUUGUUGAUAAUAAUAAAAAAUAAUUAA